Molecule: messenger RNA, 4628 nt
Organism: Culex pipiens pallens (northern house mosquito)
Lineage: Eukaryota; Metazoa; Arthropoda; Insecta; Diptera; Culicidae
Product: 30 kDa salivary gland allergen Aed a 3-like
Exons: 2
Coding region: 51-722 (223 amino acids)
Source: RefSeq, a predicted model, not a curated record
GAAAAAUAAUAUCACUUUUAAUUAAAAUCAGUUCAAAAAGAUCGUUAAAAAUGAAGCUCGUCUGGCCAACACUGCUCGCCCUAUUUCUUCUCAUCGGAACCUUGGCCAACGCCGAAUCCACGGAGGAGACCCUCCCCUCAACAGAAUCCGAACCGUCUUCAGCUACCAUAGAGGACGACCAACCAGAAAAGCCAACCGAAAAUCCCGAACCGUCAUCCCCAGCUUCGCAAGAUGACGACCAGCCAAAAGAGCCUACCGAGGACGGGGGAGAGUCCUCUGAGCCUGACGACGAUGACUCCGAGAAGCCAUCGAAAAAGGGCGAAAAAGUGCCAGGUGCCGGGAAGGGACCGUCCCAGAAGGGAAGCUAUGCCGCGACCUACCAGGAAAUUGUCAAAAUUCUUGACUCCGUCGACUUUAAAUCGAUCGAAGAUCUGCACCUGCAGCGGAUGCUGGAGAAUGCCUUCCAGGCGAGGGUUCGCAACCCCGUUCUGGAGCAAACCGGUCAAAUUGCGGACUUUGGUGCGAUUAAGAGCUGCUUUGGGAAACUAACCGGAGAGGUGAAGAAGCUCAUCAACGCCGCCAAGAAGCAGUUUAAAACGUGCAAAACGGGGGGUGGAAAUUCGUCCGGUUGCACCGAUCAGCAGGAGAACGCCUUCGCGGAUGGCGUCAUCAACCUGGCCACGACCCUGCAGGGUUGCAUCUCGAGUAAGCGGAAGGAUUGAGAAGGGGUAUUUCACAAAGGUCUUAAAACUAACGAAAACGAAAUAAAACAAAUCGAUUGUUUUGUUUUCUUUCUGGCGAAACGUGGAUAAAUAUACCUUUAUUGAAACUCUUUCUCCGAAAUUUGAUUUUGGGUCGUUACAUCGAAUCUUACACAGGUUGGUUGUUAAGAAGUUUCACUUUGUCACAGGAAGCAGGGUGGACCAAAAGGGCUCAACUUUUGUUUUAUUUCUUUUUUUUGUUUUCUUUUUUUUGCGGUGAGCUUCCUCUGUGGUUCCCUGUUCUUGUGUUUUUCUUUAUGUUUUUUUUUGUUUCAUUUAUUUGGGACUUGUUUUCUUUUGCUGCCUUCCCUUUAAUUAUGUUUUUUUUAUGAAUUGUUUUUCAUCUAAAUUUUAUCAAUGUUUGAAUGAUCUUUUUUAUUAGAGAAUUUUCGAUAAGUAUUCCUUUUCUUCAAAUAUAUUUAGCAAGGUUGUUAAUCGAUAGAAUUAUCGUCGAUAAUAUUAUCGUCUAACGAAAACGAUAAUCGUUGUCGUUGGGACGAUAACGAUAAUAUAUCGUUAGGCUGGUACAAAUAUUUUUAAAAGUUUUUGUCACCCCCCCCCCUUCAAAAUUGGCCCGAAAAAUCAGGGGGCAAAAAAAUAUUUUUACAGUAAACUUCAAAAUUUCAAUGAAAAUUCAAGUGCAACCAGCUGAAAUCAAAUUAAAAUACAUUCUUCUGCGUUUAAAAUCAUUUUUAGCAUGUUUGGGUUUAUUAAAAAAUCUUAAGAUUUUUUGAAAAUUUUCGAUGCAAAAUCUUUUUUUUCGAUACAAUUUUUGUUUUUGUCAGAUCUUAGAUUUUUUGAAAACUAAUGAUUGCAAAACAACUGAACUAGUGUAAAAUGGAUUUUAAAACACCUUUUUCAUUUAAAUGUGAAGACUAUGGCUUGUUAUUUAAAUUUUUAUAUUUUUUUAUUUUUUUGCCCCCCCCCCCUUGACCUCGGUCAGGGCCGAGGGACAAAAACUUUUUUAAAUAUUUGCAUCGGCCUUAUCGUUAUUCCGAUAACUCUAUCGGCGAUAAUUUUAUCGACGAUAACGGACGAUAACUUAUAUUUCUAGAUUAAAUUUUCAAAACAACCUAUCCCUCAUGGGUUUCCUAUGCAGAUAGGGCCUUUUGAAAAUUUAAUCGAGAUUUAUUAUAUUUCUAGAAUUGACUAAAACCAACCAAAUCAUGUUGAAUGUUCAUGCUUCUUCUAAGUAAUUAUUUUUUUGAUAUGGUAACCACUGACGACGUCAGUGUGGUAACUUUCAAAAUAUAAAUACUACAAAAAAUCACAAAAUACCGUAUGAAAUUACUCAAAUUAUUAUAAUUUACAAUACGGGUAUCAAACGAUUCGGAAUUUUGCAUGUAUUUUCACUGUUUUAGAAUUUUUUGAAUGAAAUACUAAAAUUUUCAUAAAAUACCGUAUUUUUUUAAAGUACUCAAAUUUUCAUGAUUUGCAAUAUGGGUAUCAAACGAUUUCAAAUUUUGCAUGUAUUUUCACUGUUUUAGAUUUUUUUGAAUGAAAUACUCAAAUUUUCACAAAAUACUGUAUUUUCUCGAAAAUACUAAAAAAAUUAUAAUUCGCAAUAUGGGUAUCAAACGAUUCGAAAUUUUGCAUGUAUUUUAACUGUUUUAGAGUUUUUUGAAUGAAAUACUCAAAUUUUCACAAAAUACCGUAUUUUUUUUAAAGUACUCAAAUUUUCAUGAUUUGCAAUAUGGGUAUCAAACGAUUCGAAAUUUUGCAUGCAUUUUCACUGUUUUAGAGUUUUUUGAAUGAAAUACUCAAAUUUUCACAAAAUACCGUAUUUUCUCGAAAAUACUAAAAAAAUUAAAAUUUGCAAGAUGAGUAUCAAACGAUUCGAAAUUUUGCAUGUAUUUUAACUGUUUUAGAGUUUUUUGAAUGAAAUACUAAAAUUUUCACAAAAUACCGUAUUUUCUCGAAAAUACUCAAAUUUUUAUAAUUCGCAAUAUGGGUAUCAAACGAUUCGAAAUUUUGCAUGCAUUUUCACUGUUUUAGAGUUUUUUGAAUGAAACACUAAAAUUUUCUCAAAAUACCGUAUUUCCUCGAAAAUAAUAAAAAUUUUAUAAUUCGCAAUAUGGGUAUCAAACGAUUCGAAAUUGUGCAUGCAUUUUCACUGUUUUAGAAUUUUUGAAUGAAAUACUAAAAUUUUCACAAAAUACCGUAUUUUCUCGAAAAUACUCAAAUUUUUAUAAUUCGCAAUAUGGGUAUCAAACGAUUCGAAAUUUUGCAUGUAUUUUAACUGUUUUAGAGUUUUUUGAAUAAAAUACUAAAAUUUUCACAAAAUACUGUAUUUUUUCAAAAAUACUCAUAUUUUUAUAAUUUGCAAUAUGAGUAUCAAACGAUUCUUAAUUUUGCAUGUAUUUUCACUGUUUUAGAGUUUUUUGAAUGAAAUACUCAAAUUUUCACAAAAUACCGUAUUUUCUCGAAAAUACUCAAUUUUUAUAAUUCGCAAUAUGGGUAUCAAACGAUUCGAAAUUUUGCAUGCAUUUUCACUGUUUUAGAGUUUUUUGAAUGAAAUACUCAAAUUUUCACAAAAUACCGUAUUUUCUCGAAAAUACUCAAAUUUUUAUAAUUCGCAAUAUGGGUAUCAAACGAUUCGAAAUUUUGCAUGUAUUUUAACUGUUUUAGAGUUUUUUGAAUGAAAUACUAAAAUUUUCACAAAAUACCGUAUUUUUUUAAAGUACUCAAAUUUUCAUGAUUUGCAAUAUGGGUAUCAAACGAAGCGAAAUUUUACCUGCUUUUUCAUUCAAAAAACUCUAAAACAGUUAAAAUACAUGCAAAAUUUCGAAUCGUUUGAUAACCAUAUUGCGAAUCAUAAAAAUUUGAGUAUUUUCGAGAAAAUACGGUAUUAUGUGAAAAUUUUAGUAUUUCAUUCAAAAAACUCUUAAACAGUAAAAAACAUGCAAAAAUUUCGAAUCGUUUGAUACCCAUAUUGCAAAUUAGAAAAAUGUUAGUAUUUUCAAAAAAUACGGUAUUCUGUGAUUUUUUUGUUAGUAUUUAUACUUUGAAACUUACCAUAUUAUCAAAAAAAAAUUACUAAGAGGAAGCUUGAAAAUUCAACAUAAGUUGGUUGGUUUUAGUCAAUUUUAGAAAUAUAUUAAAUAUAAGUUAUCGUCCGUUUUCGAUGAUCAAAUUAGCGCCGAUAGAAUUAUCGGAAUAACGAUAACGAUAGAACUAUCGUUAUCGUUAUCGAACCUCGAUUAUUUUAUCGUUAACAACCUUGAUAUUUAGAUGCUUUUGUCAUUUGAUCCAUUUCACGGUAAAAAUUUAAAUUUCACAGACAUUUUAAUGAUUUCAUUUUUAAAGUUGUUACUCUCUUCAAUGAAUUACUUUUUCCCGUCUCUGCAUUUUUUAUUUAAGUAAAUUAAUAUAAGUUCAAUUACAGAUGUUUCUCCCUCGAAUUCUUCUCUCAGCUCGGCAUUUCUCUACUGCAAGUAAUUUUACUUGCCCCCCAGUUUGUGUGUGUGUGGAAAAUAGCCAUAGUGAAUGGUGUGUUUUACUAUUUACAAAUAUGUUGUUACGUAAAAUAUGCUCUUCUUUCUCUUCUCCCUCGCCAAAAAGGGGGCUUUGCUUUUCCUUCCAAUCGGAAACUCUACGCGUGAAAAUGUACCACUAACAAAUAAUCUGCUAAACAUUCAACUGUCUCUGCGUAUUUUUUUUUGUUUCUGUUCUAGUAUUUUUUUCCUCUUCCAGCAAAUCUUCAAUAAUUCAGUAAUUCUGAUUUUCUUUUCAAACUGUGUCUUCACAAAACUACGAAUGAUUGCACUUUUUGAUCGCAACUAUAGUGUCGAAAGUAGUUUUCUUCUUCCUCUGUCUGUUUGGUUGGUGAAUUUUGUAAGUGUGUGUGAAAAAAAAGUGUGUGUUAGC